UGUUGAGUCAGCGGGCGAACCGUUACUCGACCGAUACAGCGGCGCUCUCACCGGGAACCGACCUCUACGAUCCCUCCACGCGGUCCUAUAGUAACUCCACUGCACAGUUCGUCUGUACCACAGGGUUGAAAUGUUACAUCUUCGGUCUACAGUAACACUCAAGGAGUUAUUCCAGACUCAGCUGAAGCGGCCGCUCACACGUAGGGUCGGCGUUAAAGCAGCACCUGCUCCCGCCGCCUGCUUCAGCAGCCUGAGUCCUGAUGGACGGUCACCGGGUAGAGGGCGGUUUUCUGGCUGGAGAGCCCCUCAGCACUUGGCCAGGAAGCACGCAUUGAGAGGCUUUUGCUCCAAUGACUCCACCGGCAAGGAUUCUUCAACAGAGAAGAGAAGAAAGGCAGGCAUCCUGCCCAGCCUGGAGGAUCUGCUGUUCUACACCAUCGCAGAGGGCCAAGAAAAAAUCCCUGCUCACAAAUUUACCACAGCUCUUAAGGCCACAGGUCUUCGCACGGGAGACCCCCGGCUGAAAGAAUGUAUGGAGAUGCUGAAGGUGACCUUGAAGACAACCUCAGACGGAGCGCUGGACCGACACCUCUUCAAAAAAUGUGUCCAGAGCAACAUCGUUCUGCUCACCCAGGCCUUCAGGAAGAAGUUUGUUAUUCCAGACUUCCAGUCCUUCUCUGCUCACAUCGACGAGCUGUACGAAAACGCCAAAAAAAUGUCUGGAGGGCAGGUGGCAGACUAUAUUCCCCAGCUGGCACGCUUCAGCCCAGACCUGUGGGCCGUCGCCCUGUGCACAGUCGACGGACAGAGGCACACGGUCGGCGACACCAAAGUUCCCUUCUGCCUGCAGUCCUGCGUGAAGCCGCUGAAAUACGCCAUCGCCGUUCACGACCACGGCACCGAGUACGUACAUCGCUUCAUCGGCAAAGAGCCCAGCGGCCUGCGCUUCAACAAGCUCUUCCUGAACGAGGACGAUAAACCACACAACCCCAUGGUUAAUGCUGGUGCUAUUGUCUGCACCUCCCUCAUUAAGCAAGGGGCAAGCAACGCUGAGAAAUUUGAUUAUGUCAUGAACUUCAUGAACAAGCUGGCAGGAAACGAGUAUGUGGGCUUCAGCAAUGCCACUUUCCAGUCAGAGCGUGAGUCUGGAGACAGAAACUUCGCCAUUGGCUACUACCUGAAGGAGAAGAAGUGUUUUCCAGAGGGGACGGACAUGACGUCCAUCCUGGACUUCUACUUCCAGUUGUGCUCCAUCGAGGUGACCUGUGAGAGUGCCAGCGUUAUGGCGGCAACUCUGGCCAACGGCGGUUUCUGUCCAAUCACGGGCGAGCGUGUGCUGAGCCCUGAGUCUGUGCGAAACACCCUGAGUCUGAUGCACUCCUGCGGCAUGUAUGACUUCUCGGGACAGUUCGCUUUUCACGUUGGUCUGCCGGCUAAAUCGGGUGUGGCUGGCGGGAUCCUGCUGGUCGUUCCCAACGUGAUGGGCAUCAUGUGUUGGUCUCCUCCGCUCGACAAGCUGGGCAACAGCGUCAGAGGCAUCCAGUUCUGCACGGAUUUGGUUUCCCUGUGUAACUUCCACAACUACGACAACCUGAGGCACUUUGCAAAGAAGCUGGAUCCUCGCAGGGAGGGAGGAGACCAGAGGGUGAAGUCUGUGAUCAACCUGCUGUUUGCUGCUUACACAGGAGACGUGUCAGCUCUCAGGAGGUUUGCGCUGUCCUCCAUGGACAUGGAGCAGAGGGACUACGACUCGAGGACAGCGCUGCAUGUGGCCGCCGCUGAAGGACAUGCUGAGGUGGUCCGCUUCCUGCUGGAGGCCUGCAAGGUCAACCCAGUUCCCAAAGACAGGUGGGGGAACACGCCGAUGGAUGAGGCCGUGCACUUCGGCCACCAUGACGUCGUCACCAUCCUCCGCGAUUACCACAAUCAGUACACCCAUCAGGAAGGCAGCACGGCCAAGAAGAACGAAGAGAACCUGGACGGGAUGCUGUGAUGGAGAAUGCGCUGCUCAGGCGUGUGAGGCCGGGCGCUUGCCUCCGCCGGCGAGGGGAAGAGAUCAGGCGGUGCUUUAGACAAAAAACUGGAAAGAUCGUAAGUAGACUCAUCACUGAAAUAACUGAAAACAAACCUUUACAGUAUCUGUUAGCGCAGCAGCCGCCUCCCUCCGAGUGUAAAUGCUCGUCAUCGUGUUCUCUUUAGGUGUUGUUGGGUUUUUGUAUCGCGUGUGUGUACUCUGAGUGUGGAAGUACUCUUAUUUUCCGUGUUUCAGCUUUUACGUUGACGGUUCUUUUUAUUCUGAACAUCAGCAACAGGAAGCAGCAGCAGUAUAAAACCUUUGUUAUCGAAUGUAACUCCUCCCCCCCAAACACUUUUUGAUGUGCGUUUGUGAUAAUCGAUGUAAGAUAAACUGUACAUUACUGUAGUGUUUGUGUAUAUUAACCGAGGACGGCGAGUCUCUGUAAAUAGGUGUAAAAAUGUGUAGUCGAUUGGUCUCGUGUGGUGAUGGGUUCAGAUUUGAUGACAGUGUGUGUUUCAGUCAAACUUUUGGAUAGUAUUUGAACCAUGAAAUUAUCAUUCUUAUUUUUUUUGGUAAGCAGCUUUUUAAUGUGGCGACAGAUGAAUUAAAAGAUUUUUUGUUUUUAUUGUUGUUGUUUUUCCACUAAAACUGGAAUUUUCACCCUUCUUUUCUUUUAUUUACUUUAUUUCUGGUUUAUUAUUUUUGUAAAGUGGUAAUAACGUAAAGCAAGCCAGCCAAAGUUCAGUUCGUACUUCGUCUCCUGACCAUUGAAAGCGUUUCUGCAUAUCAGACGCGACACUGCCAGGGCUCCUGCAGGGAGAGUGAAUGACUGUAAACAUGCAAGAAAAUGUUUUUCUUACACUUUGUCUUAGUUUAAAGAAGUCACAGCAGAAAAUGGAUGCACUCAGCAAUGGAGAUAUUUCAAUACUUUUAUUUUGAAAGUCUGUCUAGUGUAUUUCAGUAUGUGGCAUAAACAGUGAGUUGAUUGGUCCCUGUGAGUUGCUUUAAAGCAGCGGUCUCCAACCUUUUUUGCGCC
Messenger RNA from Neolamprologus brichardi, 3053 nucleotides. Lineage: Eukaryota; Metazoa; Chordata; Actinopteri; Cichliformes; Cichlidae. The record is from RefSeq and is a predicted model, not a curated record.